AUGUCGAGCAACCCGAACCCGCAGAGCGACGACUACUACAAGGUCCUGGGCGUGCACCGGAGCGCGGACGAUUCGCAGCUGAAGAAGGCCUACCGGAAGCUCGCCAUCAAGUACCACCCGGACAAGAACCCGGACGACAAGCGCGCGGAGGAGUACUUUAAGGCCGUCGCCGAGGCGUACGACGUUUUGAGCGACCCGCAGAAGCGCGCGGGCUACGACCGCUUCGGCAAGGACGGCGCCAAGGCCGCGGAGCAGGGCCAGGACAUGGGCGGCAUGGGCCAGGGCUUCGGCGGCUUCCCCGGCGGCAGCCGGGGCCCGCAGAUGGACGGGCGGCGCGCGCAGGAGGUCUUCUCGAUGUUCUUCGGCGGCGACGACCCCUUCGCCAGCUUC
Messenger RNA from Aureococcus anophagefferens, 390 nucleotides. RefSeq lists its product as hypothetical. Gene Ontology annotation, molecular function: protein folding chaperone; protein-folding chaperone binding. The annotation marks the transcript as partial. The transcript has a single exon. The record is from RefSeq and is a predicted model, not a curated record. Lineage: Eukaryota; Pelagophyceae; Pelagomonadales; Pelagomonadaceae. Gene Ontology annotation, cellular component: cytoplasm; nucleus.